Molecule: messenger RNA, 3155 nt
Organism: Columba livia (rock pigeon)
Lineage: Eukaryota; Metazoa; Chordata; Aves; Columbiformes; Columbidae
Gene: CAVIN1
Product: caveolae associated protein 1
Exons: 2
Coding region: 272-1369 (365 amino acids)
Biological process (GO): transcription initiation at RNA polymerase I promoter; termination of RNA polymerase I transcription
Cellular component (GO): caveola; cytoplasm
Molecular function (GO): rRNA primary transcript binding
Source: RefSeq, a predicted model, not a curated record
GCAUUUGGCAGCGGGCUCCUUUUCUAUAGCUGAGGUGGAGUCAGCCAAUGACCUGCAAGCCUGGAAAAUUUUGCAGGGCAGUUUCGCUGGCCGGCUUUGCAGAGCUGUGCCAUUUGAAUUUCAGCACAGACAUCCGCACACUGUGCUCUCCCAUUCCUGGCGUGUCUCCCAGCGCAGAGUUUAGCUGAGGCUCGGGUUCAGUUUUCCCUCCUCUCUCUCUCUCUGCAGUGACAGCUUCUCCAGCUCCGCUCACCAGCACUCCCGGGUGAUCAUGGAGGAUACCACUUUGCAAAUUAUCGAACCACCGACCGCUUCUGAGGCCUCGGAGGAGCAAACGCCUGAAGAACCCAUCAAAUCAGACCAGAUCAAUGGGGUGAUGGUGCUGACCCUUCUGGACAAGAUCAUCGGAGCAGUGGAUCAGAUCCAGCUGACCCAAACGCAGCUGGAGGAGAGACAGCAAGAGAUGGAUAGCGCCGUGACCAGCAUCCAGGGAGAGUUAACCAAGCUGACAAAGGCACACACCACCACCAGCAACACCGUCAACAAGAUGCUGGAAAAAGUGCGCAAGGUGAGCGUCAACGUGAAAACCGUCCGGCAGAACCUGGAGAAGCAAGCUGGGCAGAUAAAGAAGCUGGAGGCCAACGAAGCGGAGCUGCUGAAACGCAGAAACUUCAAAGUCAUGAUCUACCAGGAUGAAGUGAAGCUCCCGUCUAAACUGAGCAUCAGCAAGUCUCUGAAGGAGGGUGAGAAGCUGGAGAAGGAAGGCGAGGGCGAGGAGGCGCCUGUGGGUGAGGACCACGCAGAAGAGGACCACGUCCAGCUCUCCUCGGAUGAAGAGGUGGAGAUCGAAGAGAUUAUUGAAGAGUCACGGGCAGAGCGCAUCAAAAGGAGCGGCAUGAAAAGAGUGGAUGACUUUAAGAAGGCAUUCUCAAAGGAGAAGAUGGAGAAGACUAAGCUAAAGACCAAGGAAAACCUGGAGAAGACUAAGCUAAAGACCAAGGAAAACCUGGAGAAGACCCGCCACAACUUGGAGAAGAGGAUGAACAAGCUGGGCACCAAGAUUGUGACUAACGAAAGGAGAGAGAAGAUCAAGUCCUCUCGGGACAAGCUGAGGAAGUCUUUUACCCCUGACCACACCAUCUAUGCCAGGUCCAAGACAGCCGUCUACAAAGUGCCACCCUUCACUUUCCACGUCAAGAAAAUAAGAGAGGGCGAGGUGGAAGUGAAAGCCACGGAGCUGGUGGAGGUUGGUGGAGAGGAGGGAGAAAACUCAGAUCUGAUGCGCGGGGAGAGCCCCGAGAUGCACACGCUGCUGGAGAUCACGGAGGAGUCCGACGCGGUACUGGUGGACAAGAGCGACAGCGAGUAGGACAGGCUGCAGCGCGGAAGGGUUGCGGACGACGGCUGAAGACGUUAUCAUUCACAUUUCAAGAUCUCUCUCUGCCCUGGUGCCCCAGGGGAAGUGUACACGAUGCAUCUUUACUACCCUGCAGAGCCGACGCCAAUCCCCUGCCUGCUUUGGACAAGGUGUAUUUUAUAUUUUAGUUUUAGCACACAGAAAUGUUAGGAACACGGGACUGUUUUUCUUACACUGUUUAAAUCACCCUUGGAGACCAUUCCUGCCGCAGGCUGCGCGAGAGCGUUCCAGCACCACACCUGAAGACGGGCUUUGCGUGACGGGACCCGGCCCAGCUGGAGAGUGCUAAAGCCAAGAUAACGCCUGUACACCCAGGAAGCUCAAGUGUCCUCUGUAAGCCAAGACCUGAUGUCAAGAAAUCUUCCUGCCAAGCAGCCCGCUGGCCCACGCCACCCCAGCUCCCUGUGCCAGGCUGUGUGACCGUCCCCGUGAGCAGAUGGACCCUCAGUCCCAGAGCUGGGAGUAGAGGGGACUGUGAUGCACCCAGCGUACGGGAGGGAAGAGCUGAGCGAGUCCUGCUGAUGGGCAGAGCAUGGGUGAAGCUGAGCUGGUUUUGUGGCACGCAUCCUGAGGACUGCAGUGCUGCGGCGGUGCCUGGGACAGCUUCGCCACAAAGCCACCCUCCUGCCAGGGCUGCCCGUGUGGCAUCACACAGCCGGGGCCCCCUGCUCCUUGCCGCUGCGCUGGGGAUGUCCCUGUGACAGCCCCGGGGCUGCGGCAGGAGGAGCACAGGCUGCACGUUCCCCUGCUUGGGUUACAAAUCCAGUGACCAUGGGCGAGUCCUUGUCACGUCAGGGAGCACCGCAGGCAUGGGGUGCUCAGUUUGGUCCCUCCACACCCAUAGGGGUGGUGGCCGCAGGGAGCGAGGUCUGUGCUCAUUGCCCAGGGAGGGAGGACAUGCAGGCAGCGGUGCCGGAGCAGCCACCGCCGCCUGCGACUUGUUCCCACAGGGAUACGGGAUGGCUGAUGCCACGUGAGGAGGCUCUUGACACCGGUCCAGUGCCGGACCUUGGGUAUUUCUGAGCACCUCCCGAGGUCCCGCCGUGGCUCAGGCUCGUGCCCACGUCCUGCGCUUUCCUCCCCUUUUCCCGCUUUCUGCAGCUUCACUCCCCGACCCACAGCAGCGCUACGGCAGCAGCACCGCAGCUCGAGGAGCUGCCGCGCCCCGCUUCUCACACAGGCAGCGGCGGCGCGGCCCAGCCCGGCGGGCACAGGCAGCGGGGCAGGAGGCUGCGCUCCCCGGCUGCUUCACCCGGGAGCCGCCGUUCACCGGAGAGGCUGAUCCCGGGGGCAGGCGAGGGAGACCCCGGUGCUGCUCGCUGGGCUGGGCCCUGCCCGCUGGCACGGCCGCUUGCCCCGGCCCGCGCCCCCGCAGCCGGGAGGCGGCUCUUGCUGACAUAACCCAAUAGAUAAACUUGCUUUUCUUCCAAACAGUAUUUUCCUUCUUAUUGUCUAGUACAUCCAGCCUGGCCCCGGGGCCCGUGACAGUGCCUGGGAAAAGCCUCCCCGGGGUGGUCCGGCCACUGGAGCCGGUGCUCCCGUGUACCGGCCAGCCUGGCGUGGACCCCAGCCCGCGGGUCGCCUCCCCCGGACCCGGUUUUCACGAAGGGCCGGGGCAGUUGGCGUCGAGGGCACGAAGCCCCAGGGCCCGGCCGGGCACAGUGCGGGGUGAGCGUGGACGAGCCCCCGGCUGCGUCCCGGCGAGCAGCACAACUAAUAAAGUCUCUUUUCUAAACCA